UUCAGGUUCAGAAACUUCCUGUCAAGGUUGCAUCACUUGUUCGAACAAUAUAUUAUUUCUGUCUGGUUUCCACGUUGUAUCUUUGAUUGAUUGCUCGUGUCUGUUCUCUUUCGAACAUGGCGGCGACUCCGGCAACGAAUCCAUCGCAAUUGCUUCCUCUGGAACUCGUGGAUAAGUGUAUUGGAUCCCGAAUCCACAUCGUUAUGAAGAAUGACAAAGAGAUCGUCGGAACCCUGUUGGGUUUCGACGAUUUUGUCAACAUGGUGCUGGAGGAUGUGACAGAAUUUGAGAUCACACCAGAAGGAAGGAGGAUAACCAAACUGGAUCAGAUCUUGCUCAAUGGCAACAACAUCACUAUGCUCAUUCCUGGAGGGGAGGGGCCGGAAGUUUAAGGAGCAAAAGGAGAAUUUAGUGAAAUUUCUUAUACUCUUUCUUUGAGCUCACCUUUCCUCUCAACCUUAUCUUUGGUUUGUGUACAUUUUUUUUUUAAUGCAAGAGCUAUUUUCCCAAUGGGAGCUGUUUGAAUUGUCUUCUGAUUAGAGAGCAUAAUGUAACCGUGUGGUAUAGAGAUAACUGUCGCUUAACGGUGAAAUCAUUUCAUUAUUGUUUUAAAAAUGUUUUUGUUAUAAAUAAAUCACACGACGACGUGCCCCCUUUGGGAUUGAUUUUUAACCUGAA
Anguilla rostrata (American eel) is the source of this 678-nucleotide messenger RNA. It is a transcript of the gene lsm5, whose product is annotated as LSM5 homolog, U6 small nuclear RNA and mRNA degradation associated. Bases 117 to 392 code for a protein of 91 amino acids. Lineage: Eukaryota; Metazoa; Chordata; Actinopteri; Anguilliformes; Anguillidae. Gene Ontology annotation, cellular component: Lsm1-7-Pat1 complex; U6 snRNP; U4/U6 x U5 tri-snRNP complex. Gene Ontology annotation, molecular function: RNA binding. Gene Ontology annotation, biological process: mRNA splicing, via spliceosome. The record is from RefSeq and is a predicted model, not a curated record. The transcript is spliced from 5 exons.